AUGAGCUCCUCUACACCUUCAGGCUCCGGUCUGCGCUACCCCUCAAACAAGAAGACAAUCUACGAUCGCAAUCUGAACCGCAGUAAAAACGCCGAACUGAGCCGCGCUGCCUUCGCCUACCUCUUUAUCGAAAUGAUAAGCUACGCACAGCGAAGCGCAAAGGAUGUAGGCGAUCUAGAGCAAAGACUAAACAACCAAGGUUAUCCCCUCGGCAUCCGCCUCCUUGACCUCCUCCUAACCCGCUCCGCAAACCCGCUCUCCUCAAUCCGCCCGACGCGGAUCCUUCCUUUGCUCCAAUUCAUAGCGCAAACACUGUACAGACAUCUCUUCGGCCGCCCUGCAGAUGCGCUGGAGCGUUCAGGCACCGACGCCGCACAGUACAUGAUCUUCGACAACGAGCCGCUGGUCAACUCGUACAUUUCGCUGCCGCGCGAGCUGAGCAGCCUUAACUGCGCGGCGUUCGUCGCGGGCGUCAUUGAGGGCGUUUGCGAUGGCGCUGGAUUCCCCACUGAGGGUGUGAGCGCGCAUAGCGUGGGCGAUCAGGACGAGGCUGCUGCAAGUGGUGGUGCGGCGGCCCCCGCGGAGGGAGGGAAGAAAGCUGCGGGGCCGUUAUGGCCAGGGAAAACGGUGUUCUUGAUCAAAUUUAAGAAGGAGGUUUUGGAAAGGGAGGAGAUUCUCGCCAGGGGUGGUGGGUGA
This is a messenger RNA of Periconia digitata, 696 nucleotides long. NCBI's taxonomy places the organism in Eukaryota, Fungi, Ascomycota, Dothideomycetes, Pleosporales, Periconiaceae. The record is from the annotation of a GenBank genome assembly.